AUGGACAUGUUUCGUGAUACCUUCGUCGACUUAACAGGGUCUCUCCUUGACAGAUUAUUCGAAAAAGGAUGUGCUGACAAGCAACACGCUCUGAGGACGGUAAAUGCUGAACACAUAUUAAGGGAACCCAACAUAUUCCGACGAGAUGUCUGUACAGAUGCUUUCGGAACGGGAUGGUCAUCAAAUACUUGCACACCUGGGAACACACUCUGCUGUGUCAAGGACAAUGCAUCGAUGCCGACAUGUUCUCAGCACCUGGGCAUUGGCUGGUGUUGUACAGCAGAAGGAGGCUGCUACGCUGACUUGAGCUCUUCGUGUGGACAACCUGGAGCGGUAAGCUGCACCGAAUUGGGAGAGGGAGUUGACGAGGCCUGCUGCCCAAGAUACACCACCUGUGCGAAAGGCUACAACGCAACCGAGUCUUUCGUUCGUUGUGAUAUCCGAUCCACAUCACUAGCAGAUAUAGCUGCGUCUUCAACGGCCUUGAGUGGUGCUUCAACCCAGACGAGUACUUCAAGUGUCGCGAGCUCGACCAGCUCAUCCUCAACGACAUCAACCAGCAUUUCAGUCAGUACAUCGACAGAUUCGUCCACUACUACAUCAGCAUCAUCGUCGAGCGCGACACUUCCAAGCACAUCUUCGGUAGUCAUGACACCCACUCCCAACGCAUUACCAAAAGCAGAGCCGUCACAGAACGUAUCGUCCAGCUCUUCCACAACACCAUCCUCACAACCCACCGGCAUAUUACUCUCCACCGGCGAGAUCGCCGGAAUCGUGGUUGCGUCAGCGGGUGGUGUUCUGCUCUUGGUGGCCUUGAGUUGGGUACUGCGUAGGCGUAGUCGCUCUAGGAGAAAGAAGUUUGCAAUGCCGACAACACCGAUGACCCCUUCAUUCAGUAGAGAUUCGAAACGUGCGAGUCCGAUCAUGCUUCAAUCGCAACACGGAUUCUCGGAGUUGUCCGCAAGUGCUGAUCCUGUUGAGCUGCAGAGUACAAGAUGGAGUCGUAAGCAGGUUCGACCUAAUAAGCAUGUUUCUGUUGCUGGAACAUGGGAGUUGGGCAGUUGAGCAGAGAGCGACCAGACAGUCUUCAUCUUACUAGUUUUUAGGCGUGAGCGUUGGCGGAGGCAUGUAUUCAAGCAGUAGUCGCAAUGUCAAACAAUAUCAUCCACAAGUCUUCAGGCUUUAGUAACGUUUAAUGACGAUGUCACCAUUGUCU
Messenger RNA from Aureobasidium pullulans EXF-150, 1216 nucleotides. RefSeq lists its product as uncharacterized. The record is from RefSeq and is a predicted model, not a curated record. NCBI's taxonomy places the organism in Eukaryota, Fungi, Ascomycota, Dothideomycetes, Dothideales, Saccotheciaceae. The transcript has 3 exons. Bases 1 to 1065 code for a protein of 354 amino acids.